AUGGAUAAUAGACAGGGGAUUGAGAUGGAAGAUGAGUUUUUAGCAUUGUAGAGUCCUUAGCCCUUGUUUUAAAAGAUUGAUUGCUUUGUAACUUUGGGGUAAUACGAUUUGGAUGAGGAUGAAAAUGAAAACUUUCCUCAGCAUAUUCAAAUAGAGCAGCCAGAAAUUAAAAACUUUAGGCUUCAUAAAUUUUUUAAUGCUGAGCCUGAAGUUAAUUAAUUUGUUUAAAAGCAAUAAGAGGUUCAACACGAGCCAAGAAUGAGACCUUAACGCAAGAUGUCUCAGAGUUUGCCUUCCUUUAUGGAAGAAAUAGACACACUAAUUUCUCAGGCUAUUGAGAGAUAAAACGUAUUCUUGGAAUAAUAAAAGUAUAAUGAUGCUUUAAAUAACAUUGACAAUUUUACUUUUUUGGAGCAAUCUCUAUCUCAACCCCAAGUUUUCAAAUCCUUCUAUUCCCAAUACAUCCGAACUAUCAAUAAGUUAAAAUUGUACAGAAAAUAAAAACGAUUAGAUGUUAAACAAUUCAUGGCAUUUGUUUGCUCUUUAGGGAUUGAGUUCAUCUAAGAGACCUUCAAUUUAAUUCACAAGGCUGAUAGCUCAUGGUGUUUUGAAUUGCUCAAACUUGAAGGUCUCACGCAAUAAAUGCAAGUAGAAAAUCAAUAGCAAUUACUAUAAGAUUGUAAAUUAUAGAAAACCUAAUUUCAAUAACAACCUUUUUCAUAGAAGUAACAUCAUGUAGACAUUAACAAAGAGUAGUAUAAAGCAUAAUCAAUAUAAUCAGUUGAAUAAUAAUAGCAUGCUGUCAAUUAAUAGAGUCAAUAAUAAAGUGCUUUAAGCAUUGUAAAUGAAGCCAUUGAAAAGAAAGGAAGAAAGACUUGGUCAAAUAAGGAAAUGGAAACCUUGCAAAACUUUAUAAAUACUUACCAAAAUAGUUCAAUUACUAAUCAAUAAAUCUAAGAUUUGUCAAAGUAAUUGGGUAGAACUUGGUAUUCUGUGCAAUCCAAAAUACAAAAGCUAAAAAAGAAUGUCUAAGAUCAAUUGAGUGAUGUGAGAAGUUAGAGUAUGAAGGAUGAUCCCUCAAAGGAAUAAUUAAAGAUGUAAAGAAUCAGCACUAAAUAUGACUAUACUGUAGAAGAUAUGAUUAAGAUAACCCUGCAAUAGUUGGAAGGCAAAUGUGGAACCAAAUAGAAGGUUAUUGAAUCUAUUAAUCAAAACUUCUUCAAUGGAUAACUAUCCGAAGAUUCGGCUUGUUUGAGAUCGAUCUCAAUAACUCUAUCCAAUAAUAGAAGCCAAUUUAUUAGGAAAAUAAAGGGGUACUUUGGUCUAAAUGAGAAUUAUUAAGAUAGAGGGGAGGACGACAAUAAAAUGAGGAAUAAAUUAGUAUGGAUUUUACAAAAUCUACCAGAAAAAAGAGGUACUCUACAACAAAUAGUUGCAUCUUAUACUGAAAACUCAUUUUUAGAUGAAGCCAACAAUAAGAAAUUAUAAAAAUAGAUAAGCUAGACCUUAAGACUCAGCAAUCGAUUUGAUAAAAGAAAUGCUAAAACAAUAUAUAAAAUACAAGAUUGA
Messenger RNA from Paramecium tetraurelia, 1569 nucleotides. RefSeq lists its product as uncharacterized. The transcript has 3 exons. NCBI's taxonomy places the organism in Eukaryota, Ciliophora, Oligohymenophorea, Peniculida, Parameciidae. The record is from RefSeq and is a predicted model, not a curated record.